This is a messenger RNA of Blastocystis hominis, 567 nucleotides long. RefSeq lists its product as hypothetical. Lineage: Eukaryota; Bigyra; Opalinata; Blastocystidae. The coding region runs from base 1 to 567 and encodes 188 amino acids. The record is from RefSeq and is a predicted model, not a curated record. The transcript has a single exon.
AUGUAUGUCAAAGAGAAAAUCUGGCCUGCGUUGAAAUCAAAGUUGUAUAGUUGUUUGGAUGCUCGGAACGGAGAUUUUUCGCAAAUAAGAAGUGCAGAGCUUGCGGAUCGAGUCGAAGUGUUUGUCUGUGAAAAUAUCGAAAGUGUGUAUUCUGAUUCGAUCGUGUUUGGCGAUGUUUGUGGAGAACUCCUUGAGUGGAUCAACGAGAAAUCGAAGGAAGGAGUGAUUCCUGCAUAUUGUGAGAAACUGUUAGAGAAAGCGGGCAAAUUCAAUUUUGAUGUGGUUGCCCAAAUGCUGAUCGAAUUGGAUCCAGACCAAUAUGCUGCAUUUGUGAAGAAACAGAGACAAGGAUGCGUACGCUAUCGGAAGAUCGUGAAUGUUCAGCACAAUACCAUCAAUUCGAUAUUCGUCGAGUCAUUGAUACGAGCUAUUUCUUUCACUGUUUGUUUGACAAGUUGUCAUUUGUUGUUUGUUUUGCAUGUUGUCGAUAUAUUCUCUCUCUGUGGUAUCCUUUGUAAUCCAUAUUGCUUUCAUUUGUAUUGGAGACUACUGCGACAAAACAUGUAG